Molecule: messenger RNA, 1551 nt
Organism: Dioszegia hungarica
Lineage: Eukaryota; Fungi; Basidiomycota; Tremellomycetes; Tremellales; Bulleribasidiaceae
Exons: 6
Coding region: 1-1551 (516 amino acids)
Molecular function (GO): coenzyme A diphosphatase activity
Source: RefSeq, a predicted model, not a curated record
AUGUCCGAAUCGCCCCAAUCCGCACCUGCGGAGAAUGUUCACUCCCUCCUCAUGUCCCUCCGCCAUACCGCUCCUCGGCUUAUCCAAUCUCCACCUACCCAGCCCCGCCGAGCAUCUGUGGCUCUUAUUGUCCGCAUGAAGCCGGCCCCUGGACUCGUCUUCGAAGGCCAUGCCCCACCUGGCUACACCGGGGACCUUAUCGCAGAGGACGAUUUCGGCGUCGGGUACACCAUAGACGACUUCUUUAAGCUCCCAUGGGUCAAUCAUCCCCUCACGGUCCCAGAAUUGCUCUUCAUCCGCCGAGCUGGACAUACAGGGAGCGGAGGCAAGCGAUGGGCGUCACAUAUCGCUUUCCCGGGAGGGAGGCAUGAGCCGACGGAUGAGAGCGCGCUGUAUACGGCCUUGAGAGAGACGUGGGAGGAGGUGGGGCUGGAUUUGGCGGAUAAGGAUUUCGUGCAAGUUGGGAGGCUGGAUGAGCGGGAAAUUACGACAAGUCUCGGGAAGAGACUGUUGAUGAUCUUGUCGCCUUUCGUCUUCCUGCAAACAUCGCCUUUCACUCCAGCACCAGAAUUACAAGCAAGCGAAGUCUCGUCCGUCCACUGGAUCCCCUUACCCUCACUCACCCCGCCCUACCCUCAAAGCCAAUGGUCCCACAUCGAGAUCGACAUAUCCACCCGCCUGAGCCCUCGAAACAAGUUUGUGCGAUGGGCGCUGAGGGGACUCGUCGGGAAGAUGGAAUUCGGCUGUGUCCUCCUCCCUGACGAGCCUGACUGCGUUGCAGAAGGCUUCGACCCCUCCGCCCAAGUCUCGGGACCCUCAGAAGGUGGCUCUGGUAGCUGGUACGACAAGCGUGGCAAUAAGCGGAUGCUUCGUCUCUGGGGACUAUCGCUCGGUAUGACGCUCGAUCUACUCGCAUUCCUCCCUUCGGCGCUCGACAAGCCAAUCAUGGUCGAUACAUCUCGUCGGGAAGAUCCACAACAGAGCCUCCUCGGUCCAAAGACACCAGUGACGGUCACGAGCUCGUUUGACGCCGAGUGGGACAGUGCGAGGAAAGUCAUGGAGAAGGGGAAAGCAGUGGCUGGGGCGGAGGCCGCGGGAUUGGCGAAUGGGGAGAGCUCGGGCUUGAUGCAGGUGGAGAAGGCACCUGGGAUGGGUGGAUCAGGUGCGGGACUAGACAGGAGAGGUAGUCUGGGGCGGAAAGUGGAUACAAAGGGGAUGGCGAAGGGUCGGAGACGGCGCGGCGUGGGACCAGGCGUGACGGCCGUCUUUCCCCGGUUCUCCUACCCGGACGUCAAUUUCUGGAUAUGGGUGUUUGGGAGGAGGUACAGGAAGGUAGUCAAGGGCUGGGAGCAGAGUGUGAGGGGGCCGGUCAGGGCACAGGAUAGACGGACGAACUGGUCUGGCGCCGCUCUUUCCACCUUUUACUCGGCAGUCCGCCAAGCACUCGUCGUAGCCAUCGUCAUUCGAGCUAUCGCUACCGGUAUCGGACUCGCCGGCGCAUGUUGGUGGCUUACUAAGCGACUCGGCGGCGGGACGUUUGGCGAAUUAUGA